Molecule: messenger RNA, 4374 nt
Organism: Scleropages formosus (Asian bonytongue)
Lineage: Eukaryota; Metazoa; Chordata; Actinopteri; Osteoglossiformes; Osteoglossidae
Gene: ttc7b
Product: tetratricopeptide repeat domain 7B
Exons: 21
Coding region: 50-2782 (910 amino acids)
Biological process (GO): phosphatidylinositol phosphate biosynthetic process; protein localization to plasma membrane
Cellular component (GO): plasma membrane
Molecular function (GO): protein binding
Source: RefSeq, a predicted model, not a curated record
UCGGGACCGCAGCGGCUUCCUUCAGGUUCAGAAUCCGGACUGGAGCAAAAUGACAGCGAGAAAGUCCGGGUCGCGACUAGAGACCGAAAUAGAGCGUUGCCGGUCCGAAGGACAAUGGGACAAGAUUCCGGAGCUCGUGCGACAGCUGUCUGCUAAAUUAAUAUCAAAUGAUGACCUGGGCGAACUGCUCCUCGGGGAGGCGAAGCUCCAACAAUACUUGAAGGAGAAUCCCAUCAAGCAGGGAGCCAGUCCCCGAGGAGCACGGCCCAAGCUGGUGGAGGUUCGUAAGCACCUGACAGCAGCUCUGGACCGCGGGAACCUCAAGACUGACUACAUGCUUGAGGCCCGAUUACUAAUGGCCAAGCUGAGCUACGUCGAGGGGGAUUACCGGGAGGCCCUUAACCAGUAUUCCCAGGUGGCAAUGGAUGAUAUGCUGGUGGGCGCCCCUGUUUAUCGUCUGUGUAUGAUUGCAGAAGCCUACGCUACCAAAGGAUUGUGCCUGGAGAAGGUUCCCACAGCUUCCCCAUCCAUCUCUAAACGCAGCCCGGAUGCUGACCAGGAGAUCAUCACCUGCUAUGAGAAGUCAGGGGACAUCGCAUUGCUCUAUCUCCAAGAGGUGGAGAAGGCCCUGAGUGCUGGCAUGCAGAACCGUAGCCCUAAACCUGGCCCAGUGACACAGGAGCAGGAGCUGGGAUACUUUCUGGAAACUGGUCUUCAAAGGGCUCAUGUCAUCCAUUUCAAAAAUGGCAAUUUGACUAGAGGGGUUGGCCGCUUUCGUGAGAUUCUCCGAGCUGUUGAGACCAGAACCACACAGAACCUGCGAAUGACCAUUGCCAGGCAGCUGGCGGAGAUCCUACUUAGGGGCAUGUGUGAGCAGAGCUACUGGAGCCCCUUAGAAGACCCUCCCCAACAGUCACCCCUCAAUGACUCCCUGAGGCAGUGCCCUCUCGUCCGGGACUACACCCUCAGCCGAAGGCCCCGUGUUUACUCUGGGGAAAACCUGUUCUGCCCACAGGAGAACACGGAGGAGGCGUUGCUCCUGCUGCUCAUUAGUGAGUCCAUGGCUAAUAGAGAUGCAGUUCUGAGCAGAAUUCCAGAACACAACAAUGACCGUAUCAUCAGCCUGCAGAGUGCCUCUGUGGUGUAUGACCUGUUGACAAUUGCACUAGGCCGACGGGGCCAGUAUGAGAUGCUUUCAGAGUGCCUAGAGAGAGCCAUGAAGUUUGCCUUUGAGGAGUUCCAUCUGUGGUAUCAGUUUGCCCUGUCUCUGAUGGCUGCUGGCAAAUCUGCCCGGGCAGUGAAGGUGCUGAAGGAGUGCAUUCGGCUGAAGCCAGAUGACCCUACCAUCCCAUUGUUGGCUGUGAAACUGUGCAUCGGCAAUCUGCACUGGCUGGAGGAAGGUGAGCGUUUUGCCAAGAUGGUGGUGGACAUGGGGGAGAAAGCGUCAGAGUUCCGGGCAAAGGGCUAUCUGGCGAUCGGCCUGGUCUACAGCCUGCGAGCCACAGACGCCUCACUCCGUGGGACACAAGAGGAGUACCAAAGGAAAGCCCUGGGUGCCUUUCAGAGGGCCCAGAGCCUUUCUCCCACAGACCACCUGGCCUCCUUCUACCUGGCAUUGCAGUUAGCGGUCUCUCGACAGAUCCCUGAGGCACUGGGCUACGUGCGGCAGGCUCUGCAGCUGCAAGGUGAUGACGUGCACUCGCUGCACCUGCUGGCCCUACUGCUGUCUGCACAAAAGCACUACCAUGACGCCCUCAACAUUGUGGAGAUGGCAUUAAGCGAGUACCCCGAGAACUUCAUGCUGCUCUUCACCAAAGUAAAGCUGGAAACGCUAUGCCGAGGGCCAGAGGAAGGUCUGCUCACCUGCAAGCACAUGCUACAGAUCUGGAAGUCCUGCUACAACCUGACUAACCCCAGUGAUUCAGGUCGAGGUAGCAGCUUGCUUGACCGUGCCAUUGCUGACAGGAGACAGCUCAACACCAUGACCCUGCCAGACUUCACGGACCCUGAAACAGCUUCCAGCUCCUGCUCCUCUGUUUCAAGGUCUGAGCCCUCCUCUUUCGUUCAUGUGCCCCCUCUUCAUCCUGCCCCCACUCCCAGGCUCCUCCCUGCCGCGAAGCCCAUUCCCUUUGCCUAUUGUGACCACAUUCCUCUUCGACGGCCCUCAACCAGUAAUGCUGCACUGAGUGUGACUCACAUCAGCUCUUUUAUCCCGUGCUCUGUGCACGCCACAUCCAUGGCAGCCUCACGGGUUGAGCAGGCCCUAUCAGAAGUAGCUUCUUCUCUGCAGAGCAGUGCACCCAAGCAGGGGCCCCUGCACCCCUGGAUGACUCUGGCACAGAUCUGGCUCCAUGCAGCGGAGGUGUACAUCGGUAUGGGCAAGCCGGCAGAGGCCACGGCCUGCACACAGGAGGCUGCCAACCUAUUCCCCAUGUCCCACAACGUGCUUUUCAUGAAGGGCCAGGUGGCUGAGCUGCGGGGAAACAUGGAUGAGGCCAAGCGGUGGUACGAGGAGGCACUGGCCAUCAGCCCCACCCACGUCAAAACCAUGCAGAGACUGGGUCUGAUCCUUCACCAGCUCCAACGCUAUAGCCUGGCAGAGAAGAUUCUUCGUGAUGCGGUGCAGGUCAACUCCACGGCACACGACGUGUGGAAUAGUCUUGGUGAGGUGCUUCAGGCACAGGGCAAUGACGAUGCAGCCACAGAGUGCUUCCUGACUGCCUUGGAGCUGGAGGCCAGUAGUCCCAUCCUGCCUUUCACCAUUAUCCCCCGAACCCUGUGAUUGGGUACCCACUUUGGGACUUCAGUGAAAACAUCUGUGUUUCUUGUAAAUCAACAAAACCACAAAAAGACUGGCUCAACCCUUCCUCAAUGGUAUAGGGUGUGAUCAUGGCACCUCUCCCACCUCGAUCUGCAGUACUUGUGCCCUGAUUCCUUCACCUGUUGCGUGCAGGUGACUGUCCAACAGCGCAAGGUAGAAGAUGACAACGUGAGCAAAUGUAAAAUCCAGUUUGUAUGUUUAGAGAAUAUUGAUCCCUGUGUAGAAAUAUUGGAUUGCUGGGACACUGGUUACUUAUUUCUGCAAACAUAAAACCCUGGUGAGUUCAGUUAUAUUGAAAAAUCUGUUCUUGUUAAGGGAUUUUUUGUUUGUUUUAAAUGGAGGAUGAACUGUUGCCAAAAGAAAAUAUUUGGACUUCCUUGUGGCCAGUUAGGGUGAAAGUAAGCAACAGAAUAGUGGGACAGUUGGAGAAAUCGACUCUUCAGUGCUUCAAAGAGAGGGUGGAAGUCCCAGAAGUGGCUGAAGUGUGCCGGAGGACUAAAACCCAGUAGGCGUGAGGAGUAUGAGAGCCAGCCAGAUGAGACUCUAUGCAGCAGAAGGUCAGCACCACACAGAGGAAGCCCCCACCUUCCUGUCAGAGGGAUGGCUAAGCACCACAGUAGGGUUGGAGGGCUGGUGGAAAGCCACUCUCAGACAGCCCACACCCAGGACAGACCUCUAUGCCUGGAACCUGCAUGGAACUACUCCCCCCUGCGCUCAAGCAGUGUGUUUUGUGUGCCUGUGGGUAUCCAUGUUUCCUUGUCUUUCUAUGUAUUUAGACCACUGAGAAGUUCCACUUCACGUGGCAUAACUUGAAAGGUGUGUAUUCUGUGUGAAACUGAAAUGGACAACAUUGUACACAUUGUCGGUGUAGUGCUUUGCUACAGGUUCUGUCCUCCAGUGUGUCCUUAUUGUGCGUGCAUUGGUUAUUCCUGCUUUCCCCAGCACUCUGGCACUUGUUACCAUGUUUGCGGUGACCGUGGACGCUCAGGGCUGCAGUUACGCACAUGGUUUAUGAGAACAGUUUAAAUGAAGCUAAACUAAACCCUGUAGGUCAGUAGCUCUCAAAACCUAAUGCCAAAAAUGGUUAGUUUACAAGUAAAUAUGUGUCAUAAUUGAAUACAAGGAUAUAAUUUUUUCAUCUUACAUUUGAGGUCAAAUGGAUAAUUGCAGAUCUGUUAUGAUUAGUAGGAGUUUUUUUAGUAAAUUAUAUUUUACAGCAGGUUGUGUUACAGAUUUUAUGGACUUUCAAUAUUUAUUUUUUUCUUUGUUGAGUAGCUUAUACUGAAAAUGGAAAGCAGCGAUGUGUCUGUUUUGUUCUGUUCGAUUGUGACACUAACUAGGAGAUGGAGGGGCAACACUGCCAUAUCUGCACAACGUUGGCCCUCAAGGCCCGCCGGUGUGUUGCCUCAAGCUGCAGUCCUCUGUAUCCCACAGCAUUGGCUGCGUCCGUCUAGGUCUGUGCAAUAGAGACAGGGCGCCCACCUGGGCAGUGGUGUGAGCACAGACCUGAACGAAUGCUUCUGGAAAAUGUUUAAUGAUGUCAAUAAAAGAGC